GGCAAAAUUCGUAACCCAGAACCCUUGGAACCGCACUCCAAUUUUCGGCUUCCUUCUUCGCGAGCGCACCACGGACACGUCUGUUCUUCGAAAGCUGCUUAUAAUCGAGCACUUGGAGUUAAAUUUCGCAUAUUUUUCGCUGCAAAUAUGAUGAAAACCAGCAAGACGACGCUGUUAACAUUUGCGCAGAGGUGUAAGAAUAUUCUUGCUUCCAACUGGAUUGGCAGUCUCAAUACGAUCAAAGCCGAUGCCAAAGGAAGCAAGGAGGACAUUCACACCUCAAAAGUUAUGUAUAUGAUCAGGAAAGGAAGGCCAUACAUUUGGGUUCCUGAAAAGGAUUUGCACAACGUGAAUACGAUCAUUGAUGAGCGUGGUUCAUUUGCCGUGGCUAGUCCAUUCCCAGGUCCACUGGCUAACUUGUUCAUAUCGCUGGAAAAGUUACCACCACGGGUUGCGCUUACUGGAGACAUCGUACGUCUCAAGAGUGAAAAGGCUCAGGAUGCUGUGGAAAAGCUCAGAGAGGCCAUACUGUCGGAACAGGAAGCCAUUGAAGACUUUGGUAGUACAGUCUCCAACGUCUUAAGAUCUUCCAAUCUUAAAUAUACAUCACGCAGCCAACACCUCAAAGAGUUCUUAGUGGGGAACGAAAAAUGCGUGAUCUGUAAGUUUGAUGUGAGAUCAAGUAUGUUUAUUGAUUGUAAAGGAGGAAUGCACGAGGUCGACACCGAGGACUUCAGCACAUCGAAAGCAGAUACAUUAGCGCCUUUCUCAGCAGCGCUUGUUGAUGGAAUCAACCAGAGCGACGCAAGACGUAGAGCCCUGAUGCUCUUCUGCCUUGUUUACUUCAAUGCAAAUCCGAAGGAUGCCUAUAUAGUAUCGGUGGACCGCAAGGGGUUCGAUUUGCUGGGAAAAGUGCCAAGCCCGGCAGUUAAUGAUGGACUUGGUCAGUACGAGUGGAAAGAAUUCAGAUUUACACUAAAGAAUGAAGCAGCGAACAUUGCAGCCUUCUGCCAACAAUUAAUGGAAAUGGAAGAGGAGGUUGUGAAGAGAGUUUCCAGCUACAGUGGUCUUGGUUAGUCUCCCGGCAGAUAAGAUUGCCGAGGAUUGUACAACUUUUGAACAAUUACAAUUCACUUAAUACUUGGUAGUAAAAUUGGGAGUAAUUUACUACUAAA
Momordica charantia (bitter melon) is the source of this 1175-nucleotide messenger RNA. RefSeq lists its product as uncharacterized. NCBI's taxonomy places the organism in Eukaryota, Viridiplantae, Streptophyta, Magnoliopsida, Cucurbitales, Cucurbitaceae. The record is from RefSeq and is a predicted model, not a curated record.